GGUCCGAGUCGCGUUCGGCAGGUCGAUUCAAUCCCUUGCUUGUCGGGCACCUUUCAACACCACUCGUCUCCUAAACCAUCGACCUCUCCUGCGCAGUUUGACUCGAGGAUUUCACGGUAUAUCCUUUGGCACGCGCACAAUGGCCUCUUCAGACGAUGAUAUGCCCCUUGCGGGCUCAAGGAGAACCAAUGGCACAAACGGAGUUACCUCAACUCUAUCUUCCGCAAACAUUUCCUCCUCUGUUGAUGCUGCGAUGGACAGGCAGAUACCUCCGAAUGGGGAAGUGAUGCCUGGGAUCUCUUUGGCCAAUGGCGAUGUGAAAGUGGAGGAUGCGACCAUGACCGACGGCCACGAGCAUCUGACCAAUGGUGCUUCGGCCAACAAGCGCAAGGGCAGAGAAAGCAACACGCGACCAUCAUACGCCGAAGCUGAAAGCAGUGACGAUGAUGUGCCACUGAGUAAGAAGAGGAAAACCACAACGAAGGCCGCUGAAGACUCAGAUUCCGAUGAUGCACCACUGAUAGCCAAGGCCAAGGCCAACGGCAAAACGGUCACGAAGCCUCCACGGGCCACUGCAGCACAAAUUGGCGAGUCCUCGGAUUCCGACGUUCCCCUGUCGAAGAAACUAGCAAAGGAAAAACAGAAGAUCGAGCAAUCUGCAGAGAAAGAGGCGAAGGUGAUCCGAAAUAAGGAGAAGAAAGAGGCUGAUAAACCCGCAAAGAAGCCUGCCACCGCAAAGAAAGUGAAAAAGGAGGAGUCAAGUGACGAUGACAAACCCCUGGCGAAACGAGCACCGGCAGCCACUGCGAAGAAGGUCAAAUCUGAAUCAUCCACUCCAGCAAAGAAAUCCAAAACGGUGAAGAAAGAGGAAACCGCAGACCCCGAGGAUGAAGAUGACGAGGAUGAAGAGGUGAAAUGGUGGCAAGACCCUACCAAUGGCGAUGGUACCAACAAGUGGGAGACCUUGGAACACAGCGGUGUCAUCUUCCCACCACCUUACGAACCGCUUCCGAAGAAUGUCAAGUUGAAAUACAACGGCGUUCCCGUAACUCUUCACCCAGAAGCCGAAGAAGUCGCUGGCUUUUUCGGUUCUAUGCUCAAUUCAACCCACAACGUGGAAAACCCUGUUUUCCAGAAGAACUUCUUCACCGACUUCAAGGAGUAUCUGAAGAAGACUGGGGGUGCAAAAGACAAGGACGGUAACAAAGUGGAGAUCAAGGAGUUCAGCAAAUGCGACUUCAAACCGAUCUUUGAGUACUACGAUGCACAAAGAGAGGCGAAGAAAGCAUUGCCCGCCGCCGAAAAGAAGGCAAUCAAAGCCGCAAAGGACGAGGCAGAAGCGCCUUACAUGUAUUGCAUCUGGGACGGCAAGAAACAAAAGGUUGGCAACUUCCGCGUGGAACCUCCGGGACUCUUUCGUGGCCGAGGCGAGCAUCCAAAAACUGGAAAGGUCAAGUCGAGGGUUGACCCUGAACAAGUAACGAUCAACAUCGGUAAAGAGGCUACCGUGCCCCCUCCUCCUGAGGGUCACAAAUGGAAACAGGUCAAGCAUGAUAAGCAAGGCACUUGGCUUGCUAUGUGGCAAGAAAACAUCAACGGCAAUUUCAAAUAUGUCAUGCUUGCCGCCAGUUCAGAUGUCAAGGGUCAAAGCGACUAUAAGAAAUUUGAGAAGGCUCGGGAGCUCAAAAAACACAUCGAUCGCAUCCGCAAGGACUACAGAAAAGACUUGAAGUCCGAGCUCAUGGCUGAUCGGCAAAAGGCUACAGCCAUGUAUCUUAUUGAUCAAUUUGCUCUUCGUGCCGGCAAUGAGAAGGGUGAUGAUGAGGCCGAAACAGUGGGUUGUUGCUCUCUGAAAUAUGAGCACAUCACGUUGCGCGCGCCCGCCACAGUCGUCUUUGACUUCCUGGGUAAAGACAGCAUCCGAUUCCACGAGGAGUUUGAGGUCGACCCGCAAGUUUUCAAAAAUCUCAAGAUCUUCAAGAAACCUCCCAAGAAAGACGGCGACGACAUCUUCGACCGUCUCACUACAACUCAACUGAACAACCAUCUCAAAAAUUACAUGCCUGGUCUGACAGCUAAGGUAUUCCGUACUUACAACGCUUCUUACACCAUGUCUAAACUCCUGACUGAAAUGAAGUCUGAAGGCAAUAUCAUGGAGAAGAUCAAAGACUAUAACGAUGCAAACCGCAAAGUCGCCAUCCUCUGUAAUCACAAGCGAACUGUGGCGGCAUCUCAUGCCGGACAGAUGGAGAAGCUAGGAGACAGACUAAAAGGUCUGAAAUACCAACAAUGGCGUCUCAAACAAAUGAUGCUCGAACUCGACCCGAAGAUCAAGAAGAAGCGGGGUGCCCAGUACUUCGAACUGCCGGAUGACUUGGACGAGGCAUGGAUUCAGGAACACCAAGCUUACCUGGUCGAUGAACAGAAGACCAAGAUCACCAAGAAGUUCGAGAAGGAGAAUGAGAAGCUCAAAGAGGAAGGUCAGAAACAGAUGAAGCAGUCAGAACUCAACGAACGUCUUGAAGUUGUCAAAGAGCUCGAAAAGAAAUACAAAAAGGAGAACAAGACCAAGAAGGUCGAGCCGGAGGGCAAAUCUCCUUCAGUCGAGAAGCUGGAGGAGAACGUCAAGAAAUUUGACACAAGAAUCGCCAACAUGUCUAUCCAGGCGGAGGAUAGAGAGAACAAUAAAGAGGUGGCAUUGGGGACAUCCAAAAUUAACUACAUCGAUCCUCGUUUGACCGUGGUCUUCAGCAAGAAAUUCGAUGUGCCCAUCGAAAAGUUCUUCUCCAAAACGCUACGGGAGAAGUUCGAAUGGGCUAUCAAGUCCGUGGACGAGAACUGGGUCUUUUAAGCUCUCGCGCACAGGGGACAGGGACGCUUUUGCGUCGUCGUCACCACGACGCCAACGACGCAAAAGCCUCAUCGUCACUACAGCUCAGCCUAUUGAGGCAGGGACGCUUUUGCGUUCUCGUCGCCAAAUCCUCAGACAGCGACGCAAAGACUUCAUCGCUACCAUUGCCACAAGCAAGAAUGACCUCUUAAGCGAGACGGCAACGCAAAAGCCUUGUCGCUAGCAAUAUUGAUCCUGGCUCAG
Messenger RNA from Exophiala viscosa, 3094 nucleotides. RefSeq names its product DNA topoisomerase I. Gene Ontology annotation, molecular function: DNA binding; DNA topoisomerase type I (single strand cut, ATP-independent) activity. Gene Ontology annotation, cellular component: chromosome; nucleolus. The transcript is spliced from 4 exons. NCBI's taxonomy places the organism in Eukaryota, Fungi, Ascomycota, Eurotiomycetes, Chaetothyriales, Herpotrichiellaceae. The record is from RefSeq and is a predicted model, not a curated record. The coding region runs from base 140 to 2851 and encodes 903 amino acids. Gene Ontology annotation, biological process: DNA topological change; chromosome segregation; DNA replication.